AUGCUGGGAAGGACACUGCGAAGGUACAGCUCUCUGAAGAGCCUCCCCAAGGAAAUACUAAACCAGCCAAUCACUCGAGUGAGCCAAUUGCCAAACAAGCUGAAGAUAGCCACGGUUAGAAGCACGUGCGAAGUUCCAACCAUAGGAAUCUGGAUCAGCAGUGGGAGUAAGUAUGAAAAUAAGGAGAACAAUGGGGUAGCUCACUUCCUGGAACAUAUGAUAUUUAAAGGGACGAACAAGAGAAGCCGAAUCCAAUUGGAGAAAGAAAUUGAAAAUAUGGGAGCACAUCUGAAUGCAUACACAGCUAGGGAACAGACGAGUUACUAUUGUCGAUGUUUUAAGGAUGACAUAAAGUGGUGCGUAGAACUGUUAAGUGAUAUCCUCUCUAACAGUAUCUUCGAUGAAAAUCUAAUCGACAUGGAAAAGCAUGUCAUUCUGAGAGAAAUGGAAGAAGUGGAGAAGUCCAAAGAUGAAGUCAUCUUCGACAAGUUACACAUGACUGCAUUUCGGGAUCAUCCUCUCGGCUACACAAUUUUAGGACCCGUAGAAAACAUAAAAAAUAUGAACCGACAGAGCAUUAUAAACUACAUCAAUACGAAUUACACUUCCGACAGGAUGGUUCUCUGUGCAGUGGGGGAUGUCGAUCAUGAGGAGAUUGUAAAAUUAGCCGAGCAGCACUUCAGCCAUUUAAAGCCGCAAUCUCCCAACAUCGGUUCUGCAUCUGAAAUAGAUACUGUAAAACCGUACUUUUGUGGGUCCGAAAUUAUCAUGAGAGAUGAUGAUUCAGGACCUAGUGCACAUGUCGCUGUGGCAUUUGAAGGAGUGGAUUGGAAGUCCCCCGAUUCUAUUACCUUCAUGUUAAUGCAGUGCAUCAUUGGGACGUACAAGAAGAGUGAAGAAGGCAUCCUACCAGGAAAGCUCUCCGGCAAUCGAACCAUCAACAAUAUCUGCAAUAAAAUGACCGUCGGGUGUGCUGACUACUUUUCUGCAUUUAACACCUGCUACAACAAUACAGGAUUGUUUGGGUUCUACGUCCAAUGUGAUGAGGUAGCCGUGGAGCACGCCUUGGGAGAACUCAUGUUCGGAGUCACUUCCCUGAGUUAUAGCAUCACCGAUGAAGAAGUCGAGAUAGCCAAAAUACAAUUAAAGACACAACUUAUUAAUAUGUUUGAAUCGUCAUCCACCCUGGCAGAAGAAAUCUCCAGACAGAUUCUCGUGUACGGACGAAACAUCUCCCUAGCGGAGUUUCUACUUAGACUUGACAAAAUCGACACGGAGGAAGUCAAACGGGUCGCCUGGAAAUAUCUGCACGACCGGGACGUAGCCGUUGCCGCCAUGGGCGCUCUCCACGGCAUGCCGCAGUACUACGACCUCAGACAGAAGACCUUCUGGCUCAGGUACUAG
This is a messenger RNA of Plasmodium inui San Antonio 1, 1404 nucleotides long. Its product is annotated as mitochondrial processing peptidase. The coding region runs from base 1 to 1404 and encodes 467 amino acids. Gene Ontology annotation, biological process: proteolysis. The transcript has a single exon. NCBI's taxonomy places the organism in Eukaryota, Apicomplexa, Aconoidasida, Haemosporida, Plasmodiidae. Gene Ontology annotation, cellular component: mitochondrion. Gene Ontology annotation, molecular function: metalloendopeptidase activity; metal ion binding. The record is from RefSeq and is a predicted model, not a curated record.